Messenger RNA from Vicia faba (fava bean), 2490 nucleotides. NCBI's taxonomy places the organism in Eukaryota, Viridiplantae, Streptophyta, Magnoliopsida, Fabales, Fabaceae. The record is from the annotation of a GenBank genome assembly.
AUGGCUAUUGCUGGUUUGCACAGUGUGUCUAUGCUGGAUUCUUCUUUGUUGAGGGACUCGCAGACUCAGGCGUCUAGAAGGAGGGGAGAUGGAAGAAGGGGUAGCACUCGGUCGUCUUCACUUUUGCACAUGUGGCGAGAGAUUGAGGAUGAACAUGCGGUGAGUCAAGUUCAAGGUAGCAAUGGGUUGAUUGCGGAUCUUUCAUUAGAAGAUACACCUGAUAGCCCAGAGAUAGGACAAAGGCAUGGUUUGGACGAUGCUGUUUUUGGUGAGAAUGAGUCGGAAACAUGGUCACAGUCACAAAGUCAGAAUGAGUCACAUGAUGAUCAUGAGGAUUUAAAUAAUUCUAGCUGUGAAAAUUCUUCUGUUUUUGGAGAAGUUGAAAGGGAAAGAGUGAGACGAAUUUUCAGGGAAUGGAUGAAUAGCGGAUCUAGGGAUUGUGGAUCAACCAUUUCCCGAAGAAGUAGUAGUCCAAGGAGAGAAUGGCUUGGAGAAACUGAACAGGAAAGGGUGAGAGUUAUAAGGGAGUGGGUACAAAUGAGCAGCCAGCAGAGAAAUGUUUCUUCUGGGGAGAACAGGGAACAACCGUGUGCUGAAAUUGGUACACAAAUUGAACGCGUGCGUGAUAGAUUUGUGGUUAACAGUGGUGGCGGCCAAAGUGAACAUAUACUGAGGGGUAUGCGUAAAAUACGUGGCAGGCAGGUUAUGCUCGAUAUGCUUAAGAAGGCUGACAGGGAAAGGCAGAGAGAAAUUCAGGAGUUGCUGGACCAUCAGGCUGUAUCUCGUUUUCCCCAUCGCAACCGCAUUCAGGCAUUGCUUAGAGGCAGGUUCUUGAGAAAUGAUAGAUCCACUGAUCAUAACAGGUCCACAUCUGUAGCAGAAAGUGAAUUAGGUCUAUUGAGGCGAAAGCAAACAGUAUCAGGUCUGAGGGAAGGGUUCUUCUCUAGAAAGGACAGUACCGGUUCCAGUCAAGCAACCAGCAACCUAUCUGACACCUCAUCAAACAUUGAUGUUGAUUUUAAUACAAAUGAACAAGCCGGAGAAAGUAGUUCAUGUAUUGUUGUUGGAGAUAAUAGUGCUGGGAUAUCUGGUGGCCACUGGCUAGAAGGAACUACAUGUGAGAGUUUUGAUUUGCAAGAAUCUAUUACUGCCGAUGCAGAAGGAAAGCAGUUGCAGUGUUUGCAAAUUGAAUCAGUAGAUGGGCAGUCAUCAGUCAGUGUUGUGUGUGAAAGAAGAAAUGACACUGGGCAAAAUGUUGAUAUGGUGGAAAUCAGAGAUACAGCUAAUGAACUUAUCCAACAAAGCUUACAAAUUGUUGAUUCAGAGCAUAACAAUAUUCAGGAAUUCAGCGAGGUGCACAUUGAGCAAUCUGAGCUGGGUGAUAUAAGUAUUGAUGAAAUUUAUUCAUCGAAUCAGAUUGGUUAUCCAGAGGGCAAUGGUGUCGAUAAUGUUAAUUAUGGAUCCAGUGCUCUAGAAGAACCACUGGAAGAUAUUGUUGAAACUGAAGGAAAUGGCUGGCAACGGAGUAACACUGAAUGGAGAAAUAACACUAAUGAAGGAGUGGAUGAUAAUCAGCUCAGCAAUACUGCAAAUGAGUGGCCUGAAAACAUUUGGGCAAAUGAGGAUGGAGAAAAUCCUCGUCUGCCAGAAGCUUCUGAAGUGUGGCAAGAGGAUGGUGGCUUCCAAGAAGCAGUGGAAAAUUGGUUGGGAGGACCUUCUAACAAUGAAACUGCUCCAGGUGGUAGAGUUAAUAAUUUUUAUUUUCCUGAUGAUGACAAUGUAUACAGUGUUGAACUCAGGGAACUUCACAGUAGGAGACGCGUCUCUAAUCUUCUUGGAAGUAGUUUCCGUGAGAAUCUUGACCAAUUGAUACAAUCAUAUGUUGAAAGACAAGGUCAUGCAAACAUGGAGUGGGAUAUGGAAGAAGCAACCCCUUCGGCUGCUCUAGUAGAACAGAACCUCGAGCAUCCGCGGAGAGAUCAGAUUGUUGAUCAAGAGACUACUAUUAAUAGUUCACCUGACUUGCCCUCUUUGCAUACACCUCCUACUCCGCCUCUUUGGGAUCAGCAUCGCCAUGAUGAUAACUGGCCACACAAUGAUGAUUUGGAGAUUAUUAAUGACUUGAGACUUGACAUGGCUAGAUUACAUCAAAGAAUGAAUAGUAUGCAGAAGAUGCUCGAGACAUGUAUGGAUAUGCAGCUUGAAUUGCAGCGCUCAAUAAGACAAGAAGUUUCUGCGGCCCUAAAUCGCUCGGGUGAUUCACCUGGAAUACAUGACUGCAAUUCACCAGAUGACAGUUCUAAAUGGGAAUGUGUGAGAAAAGGACUUUGCUGUAUUUGCGGCGAAGGCAAUAUUGAUUCUUUGUUGUACAGAUGUGGUCACUUGUGCACAUGUUCAAAAUGUGCCAAUGAGUUGCUUCAAAGUAGAAGGAAAUGCCCAAUGUGUCAAGCCCCUGUUUUGGAGGUGAUACGUACUUAUUCUAUACUAUAA